AGUAGGGCACUUAUUAUUAGUGCCGACUGACAUAACCGCUUGCAUAUAGUGUCCUCGUAAUUGGCCGGGUACUGUUUACUUUGAAAGAUAUAAACUCUCUUAGAUUGUAUUGGACCUGGAGCACUAUACAUAUUGGUGAAUUGCAAAUAAAAGAAGCACAUUAAGUAGAGUAUUACCGUAAAAAAUACAAUCAUUUUCAGAACAGAAUCCUGCAAGAUGUUUGUCCUGAUGUUAGUGAUGUUGUCCCUUGUACCACGUGACACAAGAGCACAGCCAGAUACUUGGAACUUUCAUAUGGAAGACUACAAAGACCACCCUUGCCGACGCCCCUGUGAGGAGAACGGGUUACCCCAUGUCUGUCAGUACGAUUGGAUUGUUGAGAACUACUUCGUUAUGUCCAAGGCGUGUCACCAGUGUCCUUUCAACCUUGACCACUGCUCCGCGCCGCACUGUAUCGCCGCUGACGGCUACGCCAAGGGGAUCAAAGUGGCCAACAGAAUGAUGCCUGGACCAGCGAUCGAGGUGUGCCUUGGCGAUACAAUAGAAGUGACCGUCAACAACCACCUGGAGUCAUCGGAAGGAACAAGCAUCCACUGGCAUGGAAUCUUGCAGUUCGGGUCACAGUUUAUGGACGGAGUGGCCAUGGUGACCCAGUGCCCUAUCUCGUUUAACUCUAAGUUUACGUACAGGUUCAACGCCUCCAGCGCUGGUACUCACUACUGGCACGGGCACGCCGGCACCCAGAGGGCAGACGGGCUGUACGGCCCCCUUAUUGUUCGCCAGCCACCGAGCAAAGAGAUCUACCACACGUCCUACGACUACGACCUUCCGGAGCACGUCAUCACCAUCACUGACUGGACCAUCGACAUGAUGACCAACAGACUGGCCAAGUAUGUCCACUUCGACUACGACAACAAACCCAGGCUGAUGUUGAUAAAUGGCAAAGGUCAGUAUCAAGGCUACCUGAACGAGACGACCAACACGACCUAUUACACCCCGAGGGCAGUGUUCCACGUGGACGCAGAUAAGAAGUACAGGUUUCGAUUGAUCAGCAGCGGCAUCAUGAACUGCCCUAUACAGUUUUCGAUAGAUAACCACACUAUGCUGUUCAUUGCCUCUGACGGUAACUAUUUGAAACCAUUCGUGGCGGACUCUCUGACUAUCCACAGUGGAGAACGUUACGACUUCAUUCUGUUCGCUGACAAGGAACACAUUGCAAGCAACUUCUGGAUUCGUGCGCGUGGCUACAAUAACUGCGCCAACAGAAAAGCUUCACAGACGGCCAUCUUGAGGUACAGCAGCAGCAACUCUACGACUGACCUCCCUAAAGGAAACACAGCAUGGGAAGAUGGCAUCCGUGAAGGAGUGCAUCUGAAUGCAGCUUUCCCCGUUCCGCCCAAUGACACGGCUGAGAUCAGGAACCUGAAAGCCGAACUGCCGGAUGACGAUAUACUGACGUCAACACCGGACAAGCAGUUUUACCUGGCCAUCGACUUUGUCCCCAUCGACAACCUGAGGUCCCACAACAUCCCGUAUUAUCCCUUCAACUCCAGUCUCAAGUUUUACUCUCCACAAAUCAACUGGAUCUCCUCUCAGAUGCCACCGUCGCCGCCCCUGUCACAAUUCGACGACGUCCCAGAGGAACUUUUUUGCAAUGCCGAGACGGUCAAAAAGCAGUGCACCAAAGAAUGGUGCGCAUGCGUGCACAAAUACGAUCUUAACCUUGGUGACCUCGUGGAGCUGAUCAUCCUAGAUGAGGGCAAGCCAUCUCAUGCCUACCACCCAAUACACCUCCAUGGACACAGAUUUAGAGUUCUGGCUAUGGAAAGGCUGGGAGAUUCUACGUCCUUAGCUGAGGUCAAGGAACUGGACAGAGCUGGUAAAAUCAACAGAACCACAACCCAAGCUCCACUCAAAGACACAAUUAUUAUCCCUGACGGUGGUUACACAGUACUACGAUUCAGGGCCGACAAUCCUGGUAUUUGGUUACUCCAUUGUCAUGUGGAAUUCCACGCUGAGACCGGGAUGGCCUUAGUUUUCCAAGUCGGCACCAAAGAACAACUUCCAAAGAGGCCGAAACAUUUCCCCAAGUGCGGAUCCUGGAAGUUCGAAGGUUACGAAGAGGAUGAUGGGACACCCGCCUCCAACCAGCCUAAUAUAACAGUCAACGUUCCGGUACCGAAAGUCGAGGUCACGUGUCGAUCCAAUAGCAACAGUCUCCGCACUUCUAGUAUAAUGUUAAUGUGUGUUGCCUUCAUGGCCAUUUUGAAAUCUUUGUAUUUCUAAUGAGUUAAUCAGAGCCUUGCUCGCUGCCUGCAAUGUUAUAUCUCAAUCAAAACGUUGUUUUUUUUAAAUCGGAUAUUUGUUAACUCUUUUUAACUUAUUACUAUACUAUUAAUCCAAUAUCGAACUAACAAAAAAAAAACAGAACAUUCUUUUGAGUACUAUGAAAAGGCUGUAGGCUUUAUUAAUGUCAUUUAAAUUAUUUCUUCAUUUAUUAUUAUUGAUGAAAUUGAAAAUUGUUUACUUUUUUUACAUUGCCCUGCGCCAGAAAAAUUGCGCAAAAUUGUUUACUUUUUUGUUUCCUAUUGUGUUAACUAAAGAGCAUUUAUGUUUACUUAUUUUCUAUUGGUGACCAUUUGUAGGCUGGUGUCAUUACAAGCCAUAAAUAUUAAGAACUAUUAGCUAUUGGCCAUUCUAAUAAGUCAUUAUCAUUUUAAAAUGUAACUGUACAAAAUGUCUGUAUAUUUAAAAGGAAUUUGUACAUUUGUACUACAACGUGAAGGAAUGGUCUCUGUUCCGUGUGGAGUAGUGAGUCACGUGACGUACAGAAUUGUCGAAAUCGUAACCCAGUCUGUGAUAAUUGAAGUGGGAGAGAUGUAGUCAGUGUGAUCUGUGAGAUGUCUAUGACAUGUAGACAGUGUGAUUAAUGAGAUGUCUAUGACAUGUAGACAGUGUGAUCUGUGAGAUGUCUAUGACAUGUAGACAGUGUGAUCUGUGAGAUGUCUAUGACAUGUAGACAGUGUGAUCUGUGAGAUGUCUAUGACAUGUAGACAGUGUGAUCUGUGAGAUGUCUAUGACAUGUAGACAGUGUGAUCUGUGAGAUGUCUAUGACAUGUAGACAGUGUGAUCUGUGAGAUGUCUGAAUCGUUGUCUAUAAGAGAUGUAUUUGUUGUGAAAUGUGUACUUGAGUAAGAGGCUAAUAUAGCACACACACAAAUAGUGAAUGUUGUCAUCGUAUUGAUAAACUUUAGAAAAUCCUAUGGAUGGUUUGUUUAAGGGAGAGUUGAUUGAACGCCUGUAAAGUCUACUGUUGGUAACUGUAACGGUAUAAUAUAUGUACUAUAUAUGUCUGUGUGUGCGAGGUUGUGUGUGCUGCGUGGAAGAAAGACAGAGAGAAAGAGAGAGAGAGAGAGAGAGUACACUUGCGGUGCAUUUAUACACUCUCAUAUUGAGUGUGUAGGUUAAAUAAAAUAGUUCUUACUACAAUAGAACUACACAUGUCCAACGUAACUGUCACCAUCAUCUAUCAACACUAUAAUAAUGUUUGCCUAAAAAAAUUCGGUGUUGGUUCUGAGUGUGUCUGAACAUUGAAAGAUAAAUUAAGAUAAAAUCUAGUUUGUGUAUCUGGAGGGAAACGAAUAACUGUAAAACUUGAAAGAAUAAGUCUGCUGUUUGAUCUGUUUAUUUUCUUGUUUUGUUUUGUUGUUGUUGUUGUUUUUAUUGAUAAUUUGUCUAUUCACGUGCAAUGAAUUGAAAUAAACAUUUUUUGGAAAUAAGAAAA
This is a messenger RNA of Biomphalaria glabrata, 3784 nucleotides long. RefSeq lists its product as uncharacterized. The transcript is spliced from 12 exons. Gene Ontology annotation, molecular function: oxidoreductase activity; copper ion binding. Lineage: Eukaryota; Metazoa; Mollusca; Gastropoda; Planorbidae. Gene Ontology annotation, cellular component: plasma membrane. Gene Ontology annotation, biological process: iron ion transport. Bases 217 to 2286 code for a protein of 689 amino acids. The record is from RefSeq and is a predicted model, not a curated record.